Molecule: messenger RNA, 2445 nt
Organism: Linum trigynum
Lineage: Eukaryota; Viridiplantae; Streptophyta; Magnoliopsida; Malpighiales; Linaceae
Source: the annotation of a GenBank genome assembly
AGAAAUUCUUAAUGGAUUAGUUAUGACAACAAUUGGAGUAUGUUGAGACGGUUUCUUUGUCGACGAACUAUCUGGGGCUUCCUUUGGGAUCUAGAAUGGCUUCUUUAGCUACUUGGGAACCAAUGAUUGAAAAGGUCCAAAAUCGUUUAGCCUCUUGGAAGGCUAGGAUGCUCUCAUUUGUGGGGAGACUUGUUUUGUUAAAAAGCGUCCUUGCAAAUCUUCCCAUAUACUUCUUAUCUCUUUUUAAGGCCCCUACAUCAGUGAUUGCAAGGUUGGAGAAAAUUUAUAAUGAUUUCCUCUGGUCUGGUGUGUUGGAUACUAAGAGAUUGCAUUGGGUUUGAUGGGAUUUGGUGAAAACCCAUAUGGUGAGGGGAGGUUUGGGAGUUUUGGAUCUCAGGAGUGUUAACCGAUCUCUUUUAGGGAAAUGGGUUUGGAGAUUUGGGGUGGAGAGAGAUGCUUGGUGGAGGAAAAUGAUUGUGGCAAAAUGUGGAAUAGGUUCUUUAGAAUGGAAACCUUGUUGGAACUUGGGAUCAUAUGGUUGCUCUUUGUGGCGUACUAUUGUCAACGAAAGUUCGCACUUUUGGAAAGUUGCUUAUGUCGAUCCUGGGGGGGGGGGGGGUGUUAUGGAGUAUCCUUCUGGCAUGAUGUGUGGAUUCCUAGGGAACACUUGGUGAGAGAGUUCCCAAGGGUUGGGUCCGCUGCCCAAUCCUUGGAUGCUUUUGUUUCUGACUUGGUUUCUUUGGAUGACAGGUCUUUUUGGGAGAUCCCCCUUACAGUUUCACUAAGGGGCGGGCCUGAAGCUGAACGAGUUCGUUUGAUGCAUUUGUUGUCUUCACUUCCACAUAGUUGGACUUGUGCCGGCCCAACUCAUUUGGUUUGGCCCUUGGAGAAAUCAUCGAUUUUCUCUGUGCAUUCCUUCACACAACACCUCAUUGAUGAUUCUUUUGAAGGUGACAACUCCUUCCCCUACAAGCUCAUAUGGAUUUCUUCCAUCCCUUCGAAGAUUUGCUGCUUUCUUUGGAUGACCUCAUUAUCAAAAAUUGCCACCAUUACUAAUUGGUGUUCCUUGUGUAAAAGCAAUGAGGAGUCGAUUUCACAUCUUAUGUUUACUUGCCCAUUCUCAAGGAUAAUUUGGGAAUUCUUCACGAGAGCUUUAGAGCUGCAUGGUCCUUUCCCCGCUCAGGUUCGGUCUUUUCUCCAUGCUUGGAGAGGAUUGAGGUGUGAUCUGAAGUUCACAGAUUGCUUUAAAGUCUUGCCACAUGCAGUGUGUUGGUCACUCUGGAGCGAAAGAAACAAUAGGAUUUUUAGAGAUAUUGGAAUUUUCCCCAUACACUUGUGUCACAAGAUCAUCCAAAUGGUUGGGAGGUGGCUUCGAGCAUUUAAAAUUCUUUCAGACGCCCACUUACAACAAUGGGUAAGGAUUGGGGAUGGCUGAUAGUUGUUUCUUUGUUUUGAUUUGUUUCUUGGUUUUGCCUCAAUGUGUAGGUGGUUUUUGGGGCCUUGAGGUUCAAGGGAAUUCACUUUGUUUUUGUUUCUCUUUCUGUUAGUGUUAGUUAUCGGUCUCCAGUCUUGAAGUUUCCAUUCUGGUUCUUGUUUUUUCUCUUGGAGUUUUGGUAUUAUUUUGCCAAAAAAAUUUCCUUUUUCUUCUCAAAAUUUUCUUCUUGCUUGUAAAGGUGUUCAUUUUUUAGUUGUAUUUUCUUGUUUCCUCUUUGUAAUAAAGUUCAUCAUUCAUAAAAAAACAAUUGGAGUAUGUUGAGAAAGUGAGAACAUGUAGUGCAUAGUCCUUGUAGUAGGGGUGGGCAACCGGUUCGGCAAACCCGAACUUAUCUGAAACCGAAUUAAACAUAACCGAAAUCGAAAUAAUGCUAUUCAGUUCGGGAUUUGGAAAAGAAAUAUGGAUAUUUUGGAAAUCAGGGUUCUUUCAACUAAAUCGAAUUUCCGACCGAAAAAUCGAAAUACUAUAAUUGCAAGCUCCAAAUGGUGGAUUUUUAUGUUUUUAGUUGUUUUUAGACUUAAAUAUUUGAAAAUUUUAUGACUUAUGUGUUGAAAAGUUUGAUUUUAUCAUUGAUGAUGCAUAUAAUUGCAUAUUUAUUGUUUAUAUUAGGGGUGAAAAAUAAUUUAAAAGUGAGAAGAUACAAGUAGCCUCACAAAUCCGAUUUUGUGUGAAAAACCAAUUCGGUUUAAACCGACCGAACCGAAUUAUAAUCCGGUUCAAAUUCGGUUUAAGAUUUGAGAGAAUUCGGAAACCCAGUAUUCAUAAUUUCAGUUCGGUCGAAACCGCACCGACCGAAUGCCCACCCCUACCUUGUAGCCCGAUGGCAGGUAGUUAGGAGGAAGGGAGGGUACACCCCCUGGCUAGUGUGUCUUCAUCAAAAUCAAGCCAUUAUCUGUUGAAGAAUCUUUGCCUUGGCUAAGGCAGCAGCAGAUAGAUACACUUGGUCCUCU